This is a messenger RNA of Uloborus diversus, 2387 nucleotides long. Its product is annotated as chromobox protein homolog 3-like. The record is from RefSeq and is a predicted model, not a curated record. Gene Ontology annotation, cellular component: pericentric heterochromatin; nucleus. The transcript has 5 exons. Gene Ontology annotation, molecular function: chromatin binding. NCBI's taxonomy places the organism in Eukaryota, Metazoa, Arthropoda, Arachnida, Araneae, Uloboridae. The coding region runs from base 85 to 624 and encodes 179 amino acids. Gene Ontology annotation, biological process: negative regulation of transcription by RNA polymerase II; chromatin organization.
GCGCGCGGAAACGAGUGAUUUUAGCUUCAGCGCGGGAGCGGAUUCGUAUAAGAAGUUUCCCUUUCGGUGUUGCAUAUAUUGAAGAUGAGCUCAAAAAAGGUUAAAAAGGAAGUUCAAGAAGAAGAGGAAUUUGUUGUUGAGAAGAUUUUAGAUAAAAGAAUCACCAACAACAAAAAUGAAUACUUUUUGAAGUGGAAAGGAUAUCCAGAUUCUGAAAACACCUGGGAGCCUGAGGAAAAUUUAGACUGUCCCGAGAUGAUUGAAGAAUUUGAAAACCAGCUGAAGAAAAAGAAAGAUUCAUCCUCUUCUGACAAAAAGAGGAGAAUAAAUGGAGAAUCAUCUGAAGCUCCACCCAAGAAAAAGGUAGAGGAGGAGCGCCCAAGGGGUUUUGAUAGAGGUCUUGAUCCUGAGAAGAUAAUUGGUGCAACAGAUUCUAGUGGAGAACUCAUGUUCUUGAUUAAAUGGAAAAACUGUGAUGAAGCUGAUCUGGUUCCCUCUAAAAUAGCAAACAUUAAGUGCCCUCAAGUAGUGAUCCAAUUUUAUGAAGAGAGACUCACAUGGCAUACUGGAAAUUCUUGUGAAGAUGAUGAUGAUGCCAACAAAGAUGCAGCUGCCAAAAAGUAGCCAAGAAAAUAUGACUAUUUUUAACCUAAGGUUUUUACUAUUAUGUUACACUUGUACAUACUUAUUAUGAUAUUUUGUUGUAUAUACUUCCUAUUUUAUCAUCUGCAAUACUCUGUAUAAACUGCCCUCUCCCUUUCAUGCGUAUUGAAGUAGCAACUAGCUUGUCUUUCAGUCUUGAAUUUCAGUACAAUUUAUCCUUCUAUCAAUGAUGAAAAACUUCAAGUGAUACUUAAAGUGUAUUUGCAAUGACAACGUUAAAUAAAUAAAAUUUGGAACAGAGCGAUAUCAGAAAUAUAUUAAAAACAAAUUAAUAUAUUAAAGUUUGAAUCUAUUAUAGAUUCUAUUACACAUGUAAUUGAAUGUGAUAAUGUUGUGCAAAAAUGUUGAAAAUGUUAAGCAUUUGAAAAUAAUGCAUUUUGAUUUAUUAAAUGCUUUUUUGAAUUAUGUCAUGCUCAUAAUGUGAAAUCUCUUAAAGAAAACUUUCAUUGAAAAGGAAUAAAUAAAUGCUUGGUUCAGUCUUGUUCUAUAAUGAACAGAUUAUAUAAAUCUGAACACUUUUGUUUGGUGCCAUGGGUGUUCAGAACAGGGAGAGAAUCUUCUAUACUAUGUAUUUUCCUUAUUUUUAUUUCAGAAUCUACAUUUUGCUGUUACAAAAUAAUUUGUGGAAAAAAAAUAUAUAUAUAGUGAAUUAAUUGCUCAAUCUUAAUUUUUUUUAAAAAUUAUUAUUAAUAAUUCCCCAUGAAGAAUAUUUGGCCAAAAACUAAUCCUUAUUGUACUAAAUAAGAGAAACAACAUUUUGUCUAUUAUCUAUUAUUUAAACUUGAGUUGCAUCUAAGACUAUCACCUAAAAAGCCUUAUUUUCACAACUCUUGGAUCAAUGUUAAUCUACAAAAAAAAUACCUGUCAACACUAAGAAAUGAGCAUUAUAAUAUUGUAUUUUAAUUUUAAGAGUUAUUUAUUUAAAAAAUUGGUUGACUGGUACUUUUGAGAAGGACACUGGUGAUGAUUUUAGAGACUUUCAGCAUUCUGCUGCACCAUUUAUGUUGGAAUUUCUUAAGUGAAAGAAAUAAGCUUGGAAGGUUGUUUAUUUAAAGGCUCUUUUUGAAAAACAACAUAUUUUACUUUUGUAGGAAGUUCAUUUCUUCUUUUCCCAUUUUCUUGUACAGGUACUAACUUAUUUUAAUCUAGUGUUUAAUAGUUAACUGGCACAGAAGCAGCCAUAGGUUGUGUGUACAUAAUUACCAUUGUAAUAUUCUUAGCUUCAAACAAAAUUAAAGAAAAACUAGAGAGUAGAGAAAUGUACUGUGGUAUUUUGCUUGAAACAUAUGUUUUUUAAUCAAGUAAAAUUAUUCAAAUCCUUGGAUAAAAACACAAAUCUGGCAAGCUUUUACCAUUUACAUUUAAUUAAAAAUUUUACAACAGGAAGUUCAUGCAAUCUUCUACAGUUGUGGCAAGGCUAACUUGGUAUGAUGCUAGUGAUGUAAUCGGAUUUUCUGUAGCCUCUACAAUGCUGCCAUGUUAGCUUUACCUCAACUAUAGGUGUCGUCUGAAUCGCUAAAUCCUGUGGAAUAUUUUGUAUCUAAAGCUCCUAUGGAAGCCUCCCUAUGCCUAUAGAAGCAGCCAUAACUUCCUUUGUGAAUUGGUAUUCAUGUUUGUAAAUUGUGCAAUUAAAAAAAGUUUCUAAUGAGAAACAUAAGAAUGAAUGUAAGUGUAAUACUUGUAUUUAGGAAAGUUCAUCCUAAUAAAAGUUUCUUUUUCAGUUA